Molecule: messenger RNA, 330 nt
Organism: Capsaspora owczarzaki ATCC 30864
Lineage: Eukaryota; Filasterea; Ministeriida; Capsasporidae
Exons: 1
Coding region: 1-330 (109 amino acids)
Source: RefSeq, a predicted model, not a curated record
AUGAUCUCAAGCUCAGUCCCGACGGCUGCCGAAGGACCGGAUUUUCUUGGCCCCAACGGUGCGUCACUCCGUCCCGCAGCCAGCCCGACGCUGCAUGAAGUCCUUUGCAACUGGCGCGGCAACUGCAUUCUGUACAAGAUCCCGGCUGGCACGCCACUUCCCGCCGGGCUCACUCUGCUGCACGAGCACAGCGAUCACUAUUCGCUGCAGACAACCAAGCCAAUCUCCCUGCCCGACCUGCAGAAGGCCAUGACUGCAUUCAUUGCUCCGUUCAAGCUGCAGCAGACGCGCGAAGAGUUCCUCGAAACGAACGACUUUUACGGAUCGUGA